CUAUGAUCGUCCUGGGCAUGGGUCGAGGUCGCAAACAAGCGAGUUGCUGCUGCUUGUACACGUCACCAGUUGCCAGUUGUCGAGGUCACGUGACUCGUUUCAGCGCGAUGAUCAGCCGAUCGACCGGACGGCCGGUUGGACUUUCAAGCCAAAUGACGAUUGAUCCUCGAUGUCCUUGAUCGUCCAUUUAUCAGGGGAAGGAUAGCAACGACCUCCCGAUAAACAUUCAGCAGUCAUGCUCCGGUUCCAGACCAUACUUCGUCGACCAUCGAGCCAUCUGUUUCGUUCCCGCCGGCUACAUACGACGGUGCACACCAUCCUCCACCCGACCCCACAAUCCGUCCGAGCCCAUAUCGAUUCGCUUUCCCUCUCGUCCGACUCGGUGGGGCUGUACCUCUUACACCCGGAACUCAACGACAUCUCUUCGGUCUUGUCCGCCGUGCAGGAUGGGUUGGCAGUAGGGAAGAAUUCGAUCGGGUCUUUCGCACAGUCUGCUUCGAGACUUCAACAACUUCAAUUUCAACCCCAAGCAGAAGCUGAAGAGCCGUUUGUCACCAUCGCAACGUUUACCCCCUCUAACCCCAGAGAAUCCAUCCUCCCCUUCCGCUCUGAGCUCUUGGGACUCCCGCCUGUCAGCGUGGGUCGAUGGCAUCGUCCGGAACUAUCCUACUCUGAGCGCAACCCGGCCUCGAGCGUGGACAAGAUGAGACAAGAAGAUCGCAAGGGAGAAGACGUCGGGGAGAUCGAGAGGGUCUUGAUGGGAUCCCUGGGAUUCGAAAAGGGAGAGUCGAUCGGAUGGGAAGGGCUAUGGAGGUCGGAAAGGUUACAGGCUGGCGAGACGGGCGAGGGUACGGGUGAUGGGUUGGAUACCCAGGGGGUCAUGAAAGGUCUAGAGGGACUUGAAGGUGCAACUGGAGUAAAACACAUGUUGGUACUAUCAGAUAGCCUACCCAACCCGACGAUAACCUCGCUCGAUCGAAAUUUCCCCCAAGCUAGCAAGCUCGGGCUUUUGACAGAACCUACCCCCUUCCUCACCGGCAAACCUCACACCCUAUUCCGAAACAAAGACAUUUUCGAAGCCGGGGCCGUUGGACUAGCAUUCUGUGAAUCGACAGUAGGAGACGACCCCAGCGGUCCCGGAUUUUCUACAUUAGGGACGAAGGUCGGAAUUGAAUAUGGAGGGCUUGAGAGGCUGAGCGGGCUGGAGACGAUCGACGAUGCACAAGGCAACCUCUUGCUCUCUUUCCACCCCUCGAAUGCCAGCUCGACACAAAAACAGACGAACCCCACCCAGGUGCUCAUCAAGCUUCUCAACGUCUUUCAGUCAGCGUCCUCCGCUACACGUCCUUCAGAAGCGGGUACGGCUGAAGGAGGAGUUAGCUUGGGCAAGAAGAUGAAGGAGGAAGAGUAUUACUUGGCAGUCUGGGGGAAUGGGGAAGAUGGGACGGGAGAGCCAAGAGAGGUCGUCAGGAUCUUGUCGGGAGAUCCGUCCCGAGGCGCAUUAUCGCUUGAUAUGGAGACGCCUUUGCGAACGGGCCAGAAAGUCCAGUUCAUGCACAAACCUCGAAAUGACGGCAAACAGGACCAGACAGUGCCCCGCGCGAGGACCAUGUCAUUCUCAACAUUACCUACAGAGAACGCCGUCCGUCUUCCUGCCUCGACGUCAGGCAAGACAGAGGUCAUCGAGGGUAUAUCGGUAGGUACCGAGGGCGGAUUCUUUUACUCCCCGGGCCAGGGGGAAAAGACGGCUCGGACGCCGGGAAGCGUUUGCAAGGUGGUCGGUGCAAAUGGUUGGCUCAAGGUCUGAGAUAGGGAGCGCAGUUUCUAAGCAUUAGAAGUGGGAACCAAAAAGUCU
Molecule: messenger RNA, 1855 nt
Organism: Filobasidium floriforme
Lineage: Eukaryota; Fungi; Basidiomycota; Tremellomycetes; Filobasidiales; Filobasidiaceae
Exons: 6
Coding region: 236-1807 (523 amino acids)
Source: RefSeq, a predicted model, not a curated record